UAGCCGAGGCUCUUCUGUGACUAUGAUUUCGCGGCCCUUGACCCGUUGUCGAUGCAAAGCAUUGAUGUUCUCGCUGGAUGGGGUGGUCAUGAUCCACAAGCGAGGCGCCAUCGCCUCAAGGUCUUGAGAGAACAAGUCGUCCAUCAGAAAUGUUUUCAUGCGUGGUACGUCGCUAAGAGCGAUCGAAGGCUGGCUGGGCAAAACACCAUCCUGUGGCGCUCCAGGUGCGGGCGUAAGAUCGCGAACAAGCUCUGUCGCUCUCGAGAACGGCGGCAUGACGGCAACAAGAGCAAUGCGGUUGCAGAGGAGAAUCUGCUUGCGUAACUGGCGGGGAAGCGCUGAUGUGCUCGAGACAGCACUGCCCAGCUCAGCGCGGCUCUGCCUCGCCACAUGGAAGCAUGCGCAGCCGCCAGCCGUGCGCCGUUGGCCAUCAUCUUCAGCCUUGCGUCUCAGUCUGGAUGCCUUCUGGUCAUCACCUCUCCACCUCUCCAACCUUCCUGCUCUUCACUUUGUUCGUUGUUCUCGUCGUUCACUUCCUACCCCGCAGUGUGGGUACACGAACAGCAAUGGUCCGGCUAACGACCGACGACGACAUUGGGCUAAGAGUGCUCCGCGACGCACCAGCAGACGCUGCUGAGCCCGUCGACAUCGUCGCAGUGCACGGCAUCGGCGCGCACCCAGAGGACAGCUGGUGCAAGAAUGUCGGCACGGCGGAGAGCCCGCGGUGGGUCAACUGGCUGGUGGAGCAGAGCAUGCUCCCGGCGGUAGCUCCCCAGGCGCGGAUCAUGCGGUACGGGUACCAGUCGCAGUGGUUUGGCGAGGGGGCGAUGCGGCAGAAGGCGUCGACGGUGGCACAGCGGCUGCUGCUGGCCUUGCGGCGAAGGCGAGCGUACCCGUUUCGGCCGCUGCUCUUCGUAGCGCACUGCUUUGGCGGGCUAGUCGUGCUGAAGGCACUCCUGGAUGCCCGACACCACGAGAGCGAGUGGCCCGGCGUGUUCGCAUCGACCACUGGCCUCAUCUUCUUCGGCACCCCCUUUCGAGGCGCAGAGGGGAUGAGCCAGGUGGAGAUGCUGGCGGCGGCGCAGCGCGAGUAUGAGCAGGACGAGAUACAGGCGGACACGCUGGGGAUUCUGCAACCGGGCAACGAGUUCCUGCAAGAGGUGGUGGACCAGUUUGGGAAGACGCGCGGGCUGGCGAACAAGGCGCAGGUGGCGUGCUUCUACGAGCUCAAGACGAGCAAUGUGGGCAGGAUCGUGGGCAAAAUAGACCGAACGGUAAGUUCAGGACAGCGAGAGUGUGCAGUGCUGUCAGCGCUGACUGUCUUUGUAGCGAUUCGUGGUGAGCGAGAGCUCUGGCUGCCUCGACCUGUCUGACGCGACGAGCAAGUUCUCGCUGUCGCGCACGCACUUCGACAUGAACAAGUUCGGGAGGCCGACAGAGGAGGACUUCGAGACGGUGAGUGACGUGGUGAAGGGCAUGAUCAAAGCGUCUCCAGGCCUGAUGCUGGCUCGAUCUCAAUCAAGCAUUGACAAACACAAAGUCGACUUCAGCCUCAAGGGUGUGCCUGUGGGGAAGUUUGCAGAGCGGCGAAGGGACACGCAAGCGCUAGAGCAAGCACUUCUACCGCACAAGGGUGUGAAGAAGCGACGGUUGCUGGUAGGCUACGGGCUGGGCGGCGUGGGCAAGACGCAGCUGGCGGCUAACUUUGCCCGGCGACAGCAGCGGAGCUU
Molecule: messenger RNA, 1730 nt
Organism: Macroventuria anomochaeta
Lineage: Eukaryota; Fungi; Ascomycota; Dothideomycetes; Pleosporales; Didymellaceae
Exons: 5
Coding region: 342-1373 (343 amino acids)
Source: RefSeq, a predicted model, not a curated record